Molecule: messenger RNA, 3669 nt
Organism: Metarhizium brunneum ARSEF 3297
Lineage: Eukaryota; Fungi; Ascomycota; Sordariomycetes; Hypocreales; Clavicipitaceae
Product: Ankyrin repeat and KH domain-containing protein 1
Biological process (GO): nucleoside metabolic process
Molecular function (GO): protein binding; catalytic activity
Source: RefSeq, a predicted model, not a curated record
AUGGCAUCCCACAACGCUCUCGACAGCCCCGACUCCUAUGCGGUCGCCUGGAUCGCUGCUCUUCCCAUCGAGCGGGCCGCUGCAGAAGCGAUGCUCGAUGAGGAACAUGCAGCUCCAACUGGUUUCACUAGACACCAAACUGACCCGAACGUUUAUACUUGGGGUCGCGUAGGAGAGCAUAAUAUCGUCAUUGCCUCUCUUGCCGCUGGAGUCUAUGGAACCACCUCAGCUGCGACCACGGCCUCGAGCCUGCUUGCCUCUCUGCCAUCCAUCCGUGUUGGUCUUUUGGUCGGCAUAGGCGGCGGCAUCGCUCGACCGGACGAGGACCGCGAUAUCCGGCUCGGCGACAUCGUCGUGAGCGAGCCCGACGGGAUCAUGGGCGGCGUCUGCCAGUACGACUUGAUCAAGGCAAAGUCGGGUGACAAGCGUCAGCGCAAAGGCUUCCUCGGGCGGCCUCCGACGGUCCUCCUCAAUGCGCUUGCCAGCAUCCAGGCCGGUCACGAGCGGAAAGACGCCAAGGUUCCCUUCUAUCUUCAAGAGAUGCUGGAGAAGAACCCAAAGAUGGGCAAGAGAUCCAAGCAAAAUCCUGGCUAUGCUCACCAGGGCUCCGACAACGACCAUUUGUUCAAAGCUUCAUGCCACCACGUCCCCGGGCCGGACUGUCGGGGCUGUGACACGGCUGGCGAGGUUCGACGCGAUCCUCGAGACACUACCGACCCCGAGAUCCACUACGGGACCAUCGCAUCCGGCAACACGCUUGUCAAAGACGCCGCUACGCGCGAUCGGAUUGUUGCUGACGUCGGCGAGGAUUGCAUCUGCUUUGAAAUGGAAGCGGCCGGCCUGAUGAACCACUUUCCCUGUCUCGUGAUCCGAGGGAUCUGCGACUACGCCGAUUCCCACAAAAACGAUCGAUGGCAACGCUACGCCUCGGCCACAGCCGCUGCGUAUGCCAAGGAGCUCCUGACGUACGUGCCGGCCGCGGAGGUCCAGGAGACCAAGAGGGCACUGGAAGUGCUUCAGUUGGUUCAACAACAGAUCGAUGGCGUGCAGCAGACGACAGUUGCAACGAAAGCCGCCACUGAUUCCAUUAGGUCUGACCUUCGUACCGACAAGGUCAAGCGCUGGCUUUGUCCCCCAGAUCCGUCUACAAACGCCAACCAAGCGAGGAAGCUCCGCCAUGAGGGGACGGGCGCGUGGCUCUUGAAAAGCCCGGUCUUCCAGGAGUGGCAUUCGGGGUCGCGUCGACAUUUAUGGCUGAAUGGGCUCGCGGGAUGUGGAAAGACAGUUCUUAGUGCGACUGUGCUGGAUCAUCUCACGAAGGGAGGCGACCGUCUUAUCCUCGGCUUCUUCUUUGACUUUAGCGACACGACAAAGCAGACCUUGGAUGGCAUGCUGCGGUCGCUUGCUUUCCAUCUUUACCAAGGCGGGACCGGUUCUGCAGGUCUUCUUGACGCCUCAUUUCAAGCACACCAGGAUGGCCGCGACCAACCUGCUACAAAGGCGCUCGAGGACAUAGUGUGCAGGAUGCUUGCAGCCCAGAAGAAGAGCUCUAUUGUUCUGGACGCCUUGGACGAGUCGACGACAAGAGAUGAACUUCUCCUGUGGAUGAAGGACGUCGUGUCCAGGCCAGACUUGGGCGAUGUCCAGCUGAUUUGUAUCAGUCGGCCUGAACCCGAGUUCAUGCGCGACAUUCCCUCAUUGAUAGGCGAGGAAAACUGCUUAGCGCUCGACAAGAAGUCCGUCAACGCCGAUAUCCGGUCGUACGUCGCAGCACAGCUUUCACAACGACCUGAUUUUCGGGACAAGCGCUUGUCCGAGGAUCUCCUCGAGGGGAUCCAGAGGAAGGUUGGCGACGGGGCCGACGGGAUGUUCAGGUGGGCGUUCUGUCAAUUGGGCAGCCUGGCUCGAUGUCCUCACAAGGCGGCUAUUAAGGAAGCUCUCGCAUCUUUGCCGCGGAACCUGGAAGAGACAUACCGACGCAUGAUUCAACGCAUACCGACGGAGCUCAAAACCGAUGCGAUGCGGCUCCUGCAGUUUCUAGUGCACUCGAAGCGACCUCUUACGCUGGCCGAGGCUAAGGAAGUAAUAGCAACACGGAUUGAACACGAGCCACGAGGCUUUGACGCGAAGCGUCGACUGUUUUGCGAGACCGACGUUUUAAGCUACUGUCCCAGCUUAGUGACAGUCGUUCACGCCACUGAUAAAGAGCUACAUCUUGCCCACUUUUCCGUCAAAGAAUACCUACUCGGAGAGGACCAGUUCAACAGUACGACUGCCAGCAUUUCCAUCACGACGACGUGCUUGACUUACCUUACGGACAUUAAAGGUAGCCACGACGAAAUCAAACGGGAUUUUCCGAUGGCAAGAUAUGCGGCAGAAGUCUGGACAGGCCAUGCUGCGUUGGCUCAGGCUUCGGAAGAAAUACUUCAAGCGACAGUCAGGUUCCUAGAGACGGAAGCAACGUUCCAACGAUGGGCUCAAUUAUAUCAGGCUGAUAGGGAUUGGGAUCAUGACCCAGGUCCUGCACGAGGUUCCAGGCUCUACUACGCUUGCUUCGAUGGGCUCGUAGCGCCUGUAAGAGAUCUUAUCGGUAAGGGGGCGGACAUUAACGCGAAGGGCGGCAAAUACGGCAACGCUCUCCAGGCCGCCUUGGAGACAGGCCAUCUCGAGAUUGCCAAGCUGCUCUUGGAUAGGGGAGCGGACGUCAGCGCGGAGGGCGGCUACUACGGCAACGCUCUCCAGGCCGCCUCGUUUAGAGGCCAUCUCGAGAUUGUCAAGCUGCUCCUGGACAAGGGAGCGGACGUCAACGCGCAGGGCGACUACUACGGCAACGCUCUCCAGGCCGCCUCGUUGGGAGGCGAUCUUGAGAUUGCCAAGCUGCUCUUGGACAAUGGAGCGGACGUCAACGCGCAGGGCGGCCAGUUCAGCAACGCUCUCCAGGCCGCCUCGGAGACAGGCCAUCUCGAGAUUGCCAAGCUGCUCCUGGACAAGGGAGCGGACGUCAAUGCGCAGGGCGGCCACUACGGCAACGCUCUCCAGGCCGCCUCGCAGAAAGGCCAUCUCGAGAUUGUCAAGCUGCUCCUGGACGAGGGAGCGGACGUCAACGCGCAGGGCGGCCACUACGGCAACGCUCUCCAGGCCGCCUCGCAGAAAGGCCAUCGCGAGAUUAUUAAACUACUCUUGGACAAGGGAGCGGACGUCAAUGCGCAGGGCGGCCACUACGGCAACGCUCUCCAGGCCACCUCGUUGGAAGGCCAUCUCGAGAUUGUCAAGCUGCUCCUGGACAAGGGAGCGGACGUUAAUGCGCAGGGCGGUGCAUACGGCAACGCUCUCCAGGCCGCCUCAUUAUGCGGCCAUCUCGAGAUUUUUAAGCUGCUCUUGGACAAGGGAGCGGACGUCAACGCGCAGGGCGGCUAUUACGGCAACGCUCUCCAGGCCGCCUCAUUAUGCGGCCAUCUCAAGAUUUUCAAGCUGCUCUUGGACAAGGGAGCGGACGUCAACGCGCAGGGCGGCCAGUUCAGCAACGCUCUCCAGGCCGCCUUGGAGGAGGGCCAUCUCGAGAUUGUCAAACUGCUCCAAGGAAGGGGCGCUGUUACAUCGUAUUCCAAGCUGUCCGUCUCUAGAACUCCAAGCAACCUUGCGAAAAAAACUUCGUCUCAUGGACCAUGA